Molecule: messenger RNA, 8692 nt
Organism: Osmia bicornis bicornis
Lineage: Eukaryota; Metazoa; Arthropoda; Insecta; Hymenoptera; Megachilidae
Product: thyrotropin-releasing hormone receptor-like
Exons: 4
Coding region: 2653-4077 (474 amino acids)
Biological process (GO): G protein-coupled receptor signaling pathway
Cellular component (GO): plasma membrane
Molecular function (GO): G protein-coupled receptor activity
Source: RefSeq, a predicted model, not a curated record
GCGCGACGCUCCGAUUUUGCUCUCGACGGUUGUUCAAACACGAUUUUCCCCAAAUUUUCUGAUCAUUUUGUUUGUGAAUAAAAAAAGAAAAUUUGUUCACCUCUCGGCUAGAUUUCGACGAUCGUUCCAAAUGGAAAUUUUCAUCGCCUAUUGGGAAUAGAAAAAAAAAGUUGUUCCCGAUAAAAAAGGGGAAAAUUUCCCGAAAACAAAUAUCAAGAAGUAAUUUAAAAAGGAAAAAUGAAAAUGACAGAAUAAUUGAAUAACUUCUAUAUGUGAAAACACAAACAAAACAAUUUCCUCCGUGCUAUUUAAAAUAUAAAAAAAAAAUAAAAAAUAAAAACAGGAAUAAUCAACAAAUUUUCACUCGUCAAGUUUAUUUCAUACGUGGGUUUUCAAUUAGAAACUGUCGCCAUUUUGGAUACUAAAUUUUCCUAAUUGGCAAUAAAAAUAUUCUUUGCAUGAAUGAUUAACAAACAAUCGAAAUACAAACAUUCAUUGCUCGAAAAACUGAUUCCCAUUAAUUGGCAAUAAAAACAAGUUAUUCCUUGCGUAGGUGUAUCAAGCGAUUUACUUUACCACAGUGAAAAGAAAAAAAACUGAUGUAAGGAUACCAGUUUGUAAUAGUGGUGAAGAUCAAGGAAGAUCAAGAAAUCAACAGAGUCAUUGAACUUGUGACGUUCCUGAGGAUUACGUAUCGUGUUUUCGACCUUGUUUCCGGUUUCGUGAGAUGCAAAUUUACAGAAUGAACACAGUGGAUGGUGAAGGUCGUGGACGAGAAUGAACAUUCGUGAUUGUUGAUUCGAAACACGCGGUGUACCUCAAUCAUCAGUGUUCGACUUUCGUCCGAUAAUUGCCAACAAUAUGGAAUUAUAUAGACUUGGGGAUAAAAGUGGUUGCAGAGGAUCGGAUACUUUGGAUCCUCGAUGUAUGUGCAACUAAAAUAAAAAAGAAAAAAAAAAAGAAAAUUCAGUUUUUAAUCAUCGAACAGUUUUGAAAGGGAUGCAAAUUCUCGUCAUAUUUGCCGAAAUUUCAGAAACCUUGGGUAUAUUAAAAGAAUUCAUUCGUCUAUUUUUCUGAAGUAUCGUGCUGUAAAAAAGUUAAGGAACGAUUGUACAGAAUACGAGAAAAAUUCUUGUUAAUCGCGUAGCUUUUGCAAAGGACAAAUUAAUAUUCACGCACGUUCCAGGAAAGAAUCGUCCGUGUUCCACGACCGCCACAAUAAAAGUUUCCGAUUAUUUAAUCUAGCUAGCUGUGCGAACGCAAAACGAUAAAGUUGAAACUAUCGUGUUCGCAGAAGGAAAAUCUAGCAAAUUUAAAAAAAACAAAUUCUAUCUCUUUUUAAAAAGUGAGCCUACGCAAAGAAAAAGAAAAAGAAAAAGAAAAGGAAGAAGAAUCUCCUGUACGCGCAGCAUUUUCCGGUCGAAAAAGCUCGCGAUACAUCUUUUUCGAGUACGAGAAAGGAACAACAGAGUUGAUUGAAUAGAAAUUGAAGAGAAUGAGGCCAUUAGUGCGGUAUAGUUUUGAAAUUUGCAUGAAUAACACGGAGCGUAUUGGGUCGGAUCGAAGAGAAAUCAAAUAAACAAGCUAUCGUAGGUUCGUUGGAUAUUAAGAUAGUCUCCAGGCAGGGAACUGAUCGAUACGAGGUGUGUAAUCGAACCGGAAACAAAGUAGAAGGUGUUUCGAAGGCCGAGCAAAGAGGAAGUGGUCCAGCAACGAAUACCUAACAGCGACUAUUUGCGUACCGUUUCGUUUAUCUUCCUUUCGGACGACCACUGCAUCGAUAUUUUCCGAUUAUUUGUUGUUUCUCGCACCGUUGGAAGCGGAUUCAAGAUCCCUUCCAGACACGAGAACAAACCAUAAUUAGUGUGUUCAGAAAGGAACGUGUGCUGUUUCGAGUGUAUUUAAAAUAUAACAAAUUUAAGAAAAUACACUUUCUUGUGUUUAAGUGCGAUAAACAGAAAAGUUAAACAUUUUUAAACGGGAAUUUGAAGGUAAAGGAUCAUUUUUUUUACCAUUACUGUGAUUGGUAUAAAACACGUUUUCAAAUUAUGAAAAUAUUCUAAGCAUUCGAGGUGUGAAGGAUAGUGUGAAAUAUCGAUUGAUCUUUUCGAAUGAAUUUUUCAGGAACUAGAAGCUUGUGCUCCUCUUUCAGAUGCAACCGAUAUAAUUAGGUUUUACUGUAAUCUCGUCAGGCACAGGAUCGCAAAAUAGAGAUGUUUUUCUGAAUAAAACGCCCAAGGAUUUCCGAUCGUCGACUAUAUUACUUGUUACAAAACAAUAAUUUUUGAGAACAGUAAAUUGAAAGAUUGAAAGUUACAAAUCGGACUCGUUUUAAAGUGCAAACACUAAUUAACAGAACAAGUUGUUUGUGAGAUUUCAGUUAAUUGGUAAGCUGAUUUCUCAUUAAAACCUGGUCUUUUAACAAGGUCAACGAAUAAAUUUUUCUCAUUAACGUUCAAUUUUACGUUAAAACGAUUCGUGGGUGCGAAUGUAUAGAAAUUUAUAUUAAAGCUGGAACUGAAUUACGAAAAUUCAUUCGAGUUGGAACGAAUUUCAACAAACUUUCAAAGUGUACCUACUGGCUACUUUGAACCUUUUGAAAAAAAAGUUUUUCUCCGAUUUCCCAGUGAAAGGAAGAAACGGAAGACAACAAUGUUCGCCAUCACGUCUACAUUGAACCCAAACACGAGAUGCAUCGAAGCGGCCGCAACGAUGGAGGCGUCGCGUGCCAGACGUUCCGUCUCACCGACGAUGUGGGUGAACCUGACCCACUACGCUUACAGGAACCGGAGUUUCGAAGCUGGAAUAGACUUCGAGGAGAAGCCGAUAGACGCUUGCCACCCUCUCUAUUUCCUGCUCGACUUUUUCCACCAGUACUAUAUUCCUUCGAUCAUCCUGUUGGGUCUGGUGGGUAACCUGCUCUCUUGCGUGGUGUUUUUGAACACCCACUUGAGAAUACGAAGCUCCAGCUACUAUUUGGCCGCCCUAGCCACUGCAGACUUUGGCUUCCUCGUCACUUUGUUGCUAGUUUGGUUGAACAACACUCUGGGAUGGAAGGUGUUCAACAAGGAUGGCUGGUGCGAGACCUUGGUCUAUGUUAGCGCCGUUUGUAGCUCUUUGAGCGUUUGGCUGAUCGUUGCCUUCACCGUGGAACGAUUUAUAGCCGUUCAAUAUCCUCUUCACCGGCCGCAUAUAUGCACCAUAGCCAGGGCUAAAAUGAUUGUCCUUGUGCUAGUCAUCUUGGCUCUGACCAGCCAUUCUUACUCGUUCGUCACCGCUGGAGUUGUGUCGAGCAGAGACGGAGAAGAGUAUUGCGACUUGAAGGUCGAGUACUUGGAGACGAUGAAGAUCAUCAGCAUCAUAGACAGCAUCGCGAGUUUGAUCGCUCCCUUGGUAUUGAUCAUCGUGAUGAACACUAUGAUUAUGAGGAACUUGUUGAAGUUCAGCAGACGCUUCAAACAGACAUCGGCCAGCACCACCGACAGCCCCAGCAGGGAACGAUCCGACAUCAAUUUGAAUCAAAUUCCGAGUGGUAGCAGCAGUAACCACGGUGGUGGUGGUGGUGGUGGUGGUAUCAAUCUGGGACCAAUGGUUGGAGGUAGAAGACCACCAUCCCAACAAUCUUUUCACUCGUCGAAGAACAACCAUUCCCAUCAUUCUCGUCAUCAAACCACCUCCGCACCACCAUCCACACCACGUAACGCUUGCCAGCUACCCGAAAUAGCAGCUCGCUGUAUACACAUCAGGUCCUCGUCGAGGAAUCUCGUAUCGACGAGAAAUCAACAGAGCAUCACGAAAAUGCUACUUUUGAUCAGCACCGUUUUCAUUCUACUCAAUCUACCGAGCUACGUGAUUCGGCUGUGCGUCUUUUUCUUCACAUUGGCCCGCAAAAACACCCCCGACUUGCUGUGGUGUUUGCAGCAGUUCUUUAUGCUACUCUACUACACCAAUUUCAGCAUCAAUUUCCUCUUGUACGCGAUGUGCGGGAUCACUUUCCGGCGUUGCUUGCAGCAGUUGUUGCGCAAACUGCUCAAGAGCAUGACCAGGUACCAUUGUAAUCCUCAACGAUACAUAUAGGUGUUGUGUCGUCGGUUUCAUAAAAAUCGAACGAGAACCACGGAAUUGUCGUCGCUUUGAUCGUUUCACGUCGAAGAAACCGCGAUUCGCGUCGAAGAAGGUAAUCCAAUACGAAUCGAACUUCGUCUUGGAUACGACCUACGUUUCGACGACAAAAUUACUUCGAAGGGUAGACGACUGACUCGUCUGUAAUAUUAUAAUAAUUGCAAUCGAUGGAGGAAAAUCUUGUGAGAACGCAAUUUAUGAACCGACUAUUCAUGCUUCAGCUGUUUGCGAUUAAAUUCGCUACACCGGAGGAAGCGGAUGCCAAGAGGAAGUCAACAGGACGUUAAAUGAAACUUUGAACGCGAUCGAUUACUAAUUUUCCAAGAGUGAAGUGAAGAAAAUACAGGCGGUUUAAUUGUAUAGUUACACAUGCAUGGGUGUUUCGAAUGAGGUACAUAUUCAUGUUUCCUUGAAUGCUGUUCAUAAUGGGAACCAAAGAUAAAAAGAUGGUUAAUGGCACUUUGUUUAUAGCUUCGAGAUGUUGACUUCGAGACGUUGACUGUCACCUCACAAACAUGUGAGCGUUACUUAAAAUUUUAGAAGAAUGUAUCACCCCUUGUACUUAUCUAAUUAGAAAUACUCAUGUUAGGUACUUGAAGUGAUGGAUAAUGAAAAUAGUGAAUCUACUACGUCAACGUGUCCGUAAAGAAUUUACUCGUCAAUUUGACGACACUGGGGGAUCCGCAGACGCUUUACCUCGAAUAUCGAAACGUUUGCUAAGAAAUAGUGAAAUAGUGUUUCCUCUUUUUUUUAUAAAGUUCCUUUAAAAAUAAUAUUUUGUACAUAUAAAUUUUAUCUCGUAUUUAACACUAGUUUACGUAUUUAUCUUUUUAUUUUAAUUGAACUUGUCGGGUGCGUCAGUGAAGUUGAACUUUCAUUUGAACUGAAAUGCACAGAGAGCAAAUAAAGUUGUAUAAACGUUUUUCUCAUUUCCUUUGCUCUUUGAUCUUUUUAAUGCAUUGCAAUUCUGUAGCAUUCAAAUAUUUCAUUAUCUUUUUUAUGGUUUCGCGAAGAACGUAAAGAAUUCUAUUACGUUGCUUUUAAUCUUUAAACUUACGCUCCCUUAUAUUGUUCCUAAUAUUUUUAAAUGAUAUCACGAGGAUAUAGCAAUUUCCAAGAAACAUAAAAGACAUUUACUUAAGUUGAUUUUAUUUAUUAACUUUUUCCGACCACUUUCUUUUUCAAUAUUUCAAAUGGUGUUUAUAAUAAUUGAUUACUAAAGGGGUCAUUGAUGAUCGUCGCUAUGAAUAUAAUUUUGAAUUUGAAUAAAAUGUGAAAAAGGUAAAAAUGAAAAAACGGAGUAAUGCAAGAAAGGUAAAGAUUUAUCUUCGAUGUGGACAGCUGAAUUUAUUGUUGACAGUAUAUUCGAGGGGAAAACUUGACAGGUCUCUGUCCCUUUUCACGCACUAUCGUUAAAAACAAGAAAAAAUUCACAACAUUCUCACGGAAAGCAAUUAUUUUCUGCGUCAAACGAUUCAACACAAAAGGUAAUACAGUUGUGAAACUUCCCUUACCACAGAUAAAUAGGGGAAGCUUGUUAAACUUGGGAGUUCGGGAAUUUAAUACCUGACGAUUUACUGGAUAAUAUUGAUUUAAUAAAGAAUAGAUCCAGGCCGGGUUUCCAUUCUCGUUUAUCAGUACACGAUUGAUCCUUUGUUAUCUGCUACGAACAAAUGUCAUUACGGUGAUUUGUCCCGAUUUUCAACCAAGUUCAGUCCCCGUUCGAUUAUUCUAAUAAUUCAAGCAAAUAUUUCUUAUUGUUUUUCAGCCUUGCCAGCUGCACGAUCUUUCAGUUUCAAGUAAAUUCAAGUAUUUAAUUAAAUUUAUUUUUUUUUUGAAAGAUGAAGAAAAAAUUCAACAUUAAUUAAACAUUUAAUUAACAUAAAACUUUAACAACUACUUUGUAAACCCUCGUCUCUAGUUUGUUUUCCGAUAAGUUGGGCAGGAAAGUUUUCAGUGAAAUUCACUUCAACUAUUAUUUCCUCAAUCGAAGGAGAAAAACCACCUUAGUUUCCUGUUUCUUUUGUUUACCCUUCAAAGGAUGAAAUUCAAGAGAUUCGAAUGAAGGUUCGUAGGAGGAAUCAGAAAGGCUUGUUCGCAAGAAAGCGGAGAAAGUUUGCAAGGUACGUGACAAUUUAGCCGAACGUGGACGAGAAUCCCGGAUAAUCCUUUAGCUUUCGAUAUAAAUCCGUGCUGGGAUCAAAGUUAGACGUUGCUCGAAGGAAAGGAUCUCGAAUGAUCGAACCAAAAAAAUUUUCCUUCCUUCGUGACACUUGUUACCUUUAAAUCUGAACACUGAUUGCUUUUCAUCUUUUUUCGUAAUGUUCAUCUGUGUAAUUAUCGACAAACUUCGUUAUCUCUGUAAUGAAUGUUACAGAUACUCUCGUUUAAUGUACGACAAUGAAAUCAGCGAUUCAGGCGUUAUCAGUUACGAAUAAAAUUAGUAUCCGAACUUUAUCGCAAAUCAGUCGCAAAAUUAUCAUAAAUUUGGCAAAAAUUAUGGUCGCGAUAAUCUUUCUUAUCAAAGAGAAUAGACCUUGUCGGAUAUUGUUAGCAUACUUUGGAAAAAUUAAUAUUGUUCGUGCAAAACUCGCGGAACUCGUUAAAAUGACAAACUGUAAAAUGUAUUGAUCCGUGCGGAAAUUGCCAAUAAAAGUUUAUCCGUUAGACUGGCUACAGAGUUGUCAAAAGAAACAUCUCAAAUUGUUGAAACGUAUCAAAUUACCUCCUGCUCAUCGAAACGAUACAGAACAAUAAAUAUACGCUUCGAAUAUCUUGAAAAAUCCUACAAACUUUUCUUAUUACCGUCACCAUCGAUGUUUAAUAACCAUUUUGUGAAAUGCUCUCAUGAGAACGAUCCGUUUUUCGUCAAGAAAGAUGGAAAAACUUUUUAAUUUACUGCAACGAUUCAGGAUAUUACGAUUCGAAGAUAUCCACCGUAUCUUGAUGUCAUGAGAGAUUCUUUGUUAGAUAUUAAACGCAUUAAAGUUCAGAAAUAUAAAUUUUGAAAAGUCAACAAUCAACGUGCUGUUAAAUCCUUUCGGUACGAUGAUUCGAGAUUUUCAACUGUUUAUGCGCUUAUUGCAUUCUAAUCAUUCGGGAGAGAUCAAUUAAAAGUUCAUAUUCUGUAAGAGCUAAAACAAAUCUCAUCAUACUCAACAAGCACAUCGAGUUGUUAAGCUCUCUUUGUACUGAUUCUCGUAUAAUGGACUGAAAUAUUUCCCAGAAAGUUAUUGUAGUUGAAAUUUUAAUAGUUUAGGUGGGAACUGUAUUUAACAUUUUAAGCUACUUUCCUCCGUAAUACAAACUUUUACAAUAAUUAUAUGAAUGCUCCCACUAUUGAUUCGAACGAUCCUUAUUUGGAUUGAAAAUUGUUAAUUGUUGAAUUUGAAUAAAAUAUCAAUCUAAAGAUUGAAGAUGGAUGAAAACUACUAUACGAUAAACUUGCUAUAUCAAAGUAAUAUAUUAUACCUGUUAAUUGCACACUAAAGUCGCGUGUUUCAGCAAGGUUCGCGUAGAAAUUAGAUUCAGUGAAUAAGAUGGAGGAGAAUGAAGGGUUCUUAAGAACUUGAAGACUUUGUUAAUCCAUCUUGCAGAUUCUCACGAACACUGAAUCACGCUGAGGUAUUGAUAGGAUUGUUUGAGACUUUGAUGAUAGGUUACAAAGGCUUUUAAGAUCCCAACAAGACUUUCUGGAAAGUGCUAUGUACAUAAUAUUUUAAUAUCUUCCUUACAGCUUACGACAUCUUCUUAAUUUUAAUUAUUCGUAAUCCCACUUAUAACAACUUUUCUUUACCAUUUUCCAUUUCUUCAUUUUUUAAAAAUUUAAAUUAAAUUCCUAGCCACUGAUGACCCCCAUAUCAGUCAAGGUGUUAAUAAUAUCUCCAAUUAGGGCAUAGUAAUAAAUGUGAGAAAAAUGUACAUGUAUGAUGAACAUACUGUAAAUGUAUCAAUAAUAAUAAUCGAUGUUAAACAACGUACGUAUACAAUGAAACGAUUGUAAAUGUUAAAUUAUAGUAAGCAACGUGAACUAUAUGUCUCUAUUGUAUAACACGGUUUUUCCAUGAGUCAAUUGUUCACAAGAUAUCGUUGUACAAUUACUUUCUGUUGUAAAAUGUGUGUGUACAUACAGACAUUAUUUGUAGCUGUUCAUACGUGUACAAAUACACUGUGUUUCAUAACAUUGUCUCUCGUCUGCUACUGAUAUAAGACUCAUAUGUUAUGAAACAUCCUGUAUAUCGUAGAAAUUAAUUAACUAUAAACUUGUUAAAAUAUUUCAACGUAGAUCAACGAUCCAUUUAUUGUAAUUUUCCUUCAUUUAGAUAUCGAUUCUAAUUAGCACCGAUAUCGUAUGUAAAUAUUAGCACCAUUAAACUUGAUUCAAUAUGUAAUUAGGACGAGCGGUGAAUCAUGAGAAGAGUAAUUGUCCGUUUCAUUACUAGUCAACAAGAUUUUAUGUAAACACACGUAUGGAUCGAGUGCAAGUAAUUCACGAUUCUACGGUUAUCUUAAUGUACAAUUUUUUUUUUUUUAUUAAAGAACCACGUUUUACUUUGUAAAAUACUUGGAA